Messenger RNA from Phragmites australis (common reed), 1198 nucleotides. RefSeq names its product probable WRKY transcription factor 14. Bases 1 to 1191 code for a protein of 396 amino acids. NCBI's taxonomy places the organism in Eukaryota, Viridiplantae, Streptophyta, Magnoliopsida, Poales, Poaceae. Gene Ontology annotation, biological process: regulation of DNA-templated transcription. Gene Ontology annotation, cellular component: nucleus. Gene Ontology annotation, molecular function: transcription cis-regulatory region binding; DNA-binding transcription factor activity. The record is from RefSeq and is a predicted model, not a curated record. The transcript is spliced from 2 exons.
AUGUGUGACUUUUUUUGGCUGUCGCCGGCCGACCAAGGCGACCUCUCCGACGUCGUCCGUGCUAGCCUGCAGCAGCCAACACCGCCUCACCAUCGUCUGCCGUCGGAGGAAGACGAGGAGUUGCUGCUGCUGCUGCAAGGCGGUGACGACGAUCACGACCGAGUGCACUUGCAGCAGCUGGUACAUGGCGAUGCAAUGGGGUUCAUGGUGAGCAGCAACAGCGGCAGCUCUUGUGACCACGCUGUCUUGUGGCAGUCAUCGCCGUCGUAUCCGCUACAGCCCCUGCAGUCAGAGGGGCUGAUUCGUCGCAUCAUGUCCGGCCCGCCGCCGCAGCUGGGCGCUAACGACGUCGAGAGGGAGGGUGACGCGACCGCGCCAGAGAUGGACGAGCACGGCCUGGACAUGGCGAUGGCUCCUCAUCAUCCUCAUGCCCCGGCAAUCAAACGAAGGAAGAGCCAGACGAAGAAGGUGGUGUGCAUCCCGGCGCCGACGGCUGCACCGCCGGGGGUGGGCGGCCGGCCGAGCACGAGCGGCGAGGUGGUGCCUUCGGACCUGUGGGCGUGGAGGAAGUACGGGCAGAAGCCCAUCAAGGGGUCGCCGUACCCGAGGGGAUACUACCGGUGCAGCAGCUCCAAGGGCUGCUCCGCCCGGAAGCAGGUGGAGCGCAGCCGCACCGACCCCUCCAUGCUCGUCAUCACCUACACCUCCGACCACAACCACCCCUGGCCAACGCAGCGCAACGCGCUCGCCGGCUCGACCAGGCCGGCCUCGUCCUCGUCCUCGUUAGCCAAGGGCCAUCACCAUCAACAUUACUCCGGCGCUGCCGUUCAUCCGUCGCCGCCUCAUCAGCACACCCACAGCAUCGUCGCCGCCGAUGUCACGCCAAGCUCCAUCACCAUUGGUAAUACUCAUCACCACCAGCUGCCCAAGCAGGAGGUGCCGGACAUGGAUCACCCCAAGCCCGAGCAGGGCGUCGCUGCUGCUGAUCAUGACUUGGGCGUGUUUGCGGAUAUGGACGGCGCCCUCAACGUCAUGUCCGCCUCCAACUUCAACUCGAAAAAGCAGCAACAGCAUGCCACUGCUGCUGAUGACCAUCACUUGGAGAAGCUGCCGGAGGAAGAUGACAAGCAGCAGCAGCUGGAUCCAUUCAGCUUCAGCUUCUUCGACUUAGAUGGCUUCCUGGCUAGAUAAGCCCAUC